AUGACUGAAUAUAUCCAUGUUGAAAAGCCCACUAAUGGAAACAGAGAUAGUACAGUUAGUUCCUUUGUUUAUAAUGAUAGGUGUUCCCUUGUUUUACUAAUGGAUGAUGAGACGACAAAGGAAGGAAGAAAAGAAGAGGAUAAAAGUAAAAACAAAAAUUCUGUUAACAACUGUGAAGGAAUGUUGGAUAACGGUAGUUUAAAAUCAAAUGAAAACUUUAUAAUUAAUGGAUUAAUAAAGAUGUUUGAUAAGGAAAAAACAAGUAGUGAUAAGUUAAAUAUGGUAAAUCGUGAGUUAAACAAAAAUGAUGAUGAAUCAAACGUGGAAAAUGCACAGUUAGAAGAUUAUGAAAAGAAAGACAAGGAUAAAAAAAAUGAACAAGUUCCUUUUAAGAGUAACAUAAAAUUACAAGUAGGUCUGGACUAUUCUAAUUUUGAAUUGGAUACACCUUAUAAAAUUAUUAAGUUCAUUAAUAAAGGUUGUCAUUUUCUUUAUUGGAGUAGUGAUGUAUUAUUUAACGAAAAUAGUAAAAUCUCAAAAGAAUUUAUAAUGAAUGAGAUGAAAAAAAAUAACUGUGAAGAAAUAAGAAAUAGCAGAUUCCUUUAUUUUGAUAUAGAAAAGAAAUUAUUAGUUUUAAAAUAUGACAAGAAGAACAACAAUUUCACAUAUGUAGGGGAAGAUGAUUUUAUGUAUAAAUAUUUUUUUCAUCUGCAUGAAAAAGAUUUCUUAGAUGAGACUAUUAUAAAAGAAAAGAAAAGCUCUAUUUUAAUUUACCCAUACACAUAUACGAAAAUUUGGAAAAGCUUAACUAGCUAUAUUAAUGAGGAAGUAAUUGAUAAAAUUGAGCCAGUUAAUAAAACAUUUUGUUCAUCCUUUUUAAAAGAGGUAAAAGAGAAAAACGAUUUAUUUAGGGAUGAAGAAAUGAACUUGUAUAACCAACCCUAUAUGUUUUAUUCCGUUAUUCCGAAGUACACGUCUGGUGGGAAUUAUCGGAAGAAGCUUAACAUACUUAGGAACCAUAAAAAAGAAGACAGUGUGAAAGAAGAAGAAACGAGGGAUAUCGCGAAGGAUGUAGCAGAAAAAGAAUUAGAGGAACUAGAUGAGGAACCAGUAGAGGAAUUAUCGGAGGAACAAACAGAGAGCGGUUUGCCAAAUGAUUAUUGCGCCAAUAAAAGCUACUUCGAGUGCAUCCACAUUGAUAAUAAACAUAAAAAGUAUGUUCCUACAGAUUUAACUAUGAAAAAUUUAGAAAAAUAUUGGAUACUGAAAGAAAUAAUUCAACAGGAAUAUACGUACAUUUAUUAUGACAAUGAAAAGCAGGAGGGGUUUCGCAAGUUUGAAAAUAAGCUUUUUUAUAUUUUAGGUGAGUUUCAAUUUGCUUUUAUUUUAUUUCAUUUAGGUUUCAAUUAUCAAUCCUUUCUUCAGUGGAAGAAGCUCUUUGAACUUGUUUCAAACUCCCAGCAUUUGAUAAGUAACUUUGCAGAUUUCUUUGAAGAAGUUUUAAAAGUUAUAUUCAUCCAUUUAAAUUACUUAAGUGAUGAUUUUUUUGACAAUGCAGAAAAUAGUUUCAUUCUGUUUGGAAUUUAUAAUAUUUAUGAAAUAAUCAGUAAUUUAGAGGAUGUUAAUGUAAAUAUAGUAAAAUUGGUAGAUUCUAUAGAUACAAUUAUAUACGCAAAACUAGGGCUGCAUUUGCCUGAUUUAUCUUUUGUGUAUGAAGAAUUUCAACCAACUUAUGUAGAUGACGAUUAG
Plasmodium malariae is the source of this 1749-nucleotide messenger RNA. RefSeq names its product AAR2 protein, putative. The transcript has 2 exons. Bases 1 to 1749 code for a protein of 582 amino acids. Lineage: Eukaryota; Apicomplexa; Aconoidasida; Haemosporida; Plasmodiidae. Gene Ontology annotation, biological process: spliceosomal tri-snRNP complex assembly. The record is from RefSeq and is a predicted model, not a curated record.